Molecule: messenger RNA, 1124 nt
Organism: Propithecus coquereli (Coquerel's sifaka)
Lineage: Eukaryota; Metazoa; Chordata; Mammalia; Primates; Indriidae
Gene: HEYL
Product: hes-related family bHLH transcription factor with YRPW motif-like
Exons: 5
Coding region: 55-1041 (328 amino acids)
Biological process (GO): Notch signaling pathway; anterior/posterior pattern specification; regulation of neurogenesis
Cellular component (GO): nucleus
Molecular function (GO): DNA-binding transcription factor activity, RNA polymerase II-specific; RNA polymerase II cis-regulatory region sequence-specific DNA binding; protein dimerization activity
Source: RefSeq, a predicted model, not a curated record
GGGCGACUCAGAGCCCUGGACGCGGGGCUGAGACCCAGGCAGCCUGCGAUCGCCAUGAAGCGGCCCAGGGAGCCGAGCGGCUCGGACGGCGAGUCGGAAGGACCCAUCGACGUGGGCUGCGAGGGCGAGCUGAGCCAGAUGGCCAGGCCGCUGUCCACCCCCAGCCCUUCGCAGAUGCAAGCUAGGAAGAAACGCAGAGGGAUCAUAGAGAAACGGCGCCGAGACCGCAUCAACAGCAGCCUUUCUGAAUUGCGGCGCUUGGUCCCCACUGCCUUUGAGAAACAGGGCUCUUCCAAGCUGGAGAAAGCCGAGGUGUUGCAGAUGACGGUGGAUCACUUGAAAAUGCUGCAUGCCACUGGUGGGACAGGAUUCUUUGAUGCCCGAGCCCUGGCGGUUGACUUCCGGAGCAUUGGUUUUCGGGAGUGCCUCACCGAGGUCAUCAGGUACCUGGGGGUCCUGGAAGGGCCCAGCAGCCGUGCGGACCCCGUCCGGAUUCGCCUUCUCUCCCACCUCAACAGCUAUGCAGCUGAGAUGGAGCCUUCGCCCACACCCACCGGCCCCCUGGCCUUCCCCGCCUGGCCCUGGUCUUUCUUCCAUAGCUGUCCGGGGCUGCCAGCCCUGAGCAGCCAGCUCGCCAUCCUGGGAAGAGUGCCCGGCCCUGUCCUCCCUGGCGCCUCCUCUCCCACUUACCCCAUCCCAGCCCUCCGAUCCACUCCCAUUCGCAGGGCCACUGGCACCAUCCUGCCACCCCGGAGGAAUUUGCUGCCCAGUCGAGGAGCAUGUUCCACCCGGAGGGCCCGCCCCCCAGAGAGGCCAGCUGCCCCUGUGCCCGUGGCCCCCAGUAACAGGGCUGCCAGGAGCAGCCACAUCGCUCCCCUCCUGCAGUCUUCCUCCCCCUCACCCCCUGGUGCUGUAGGGUCCGCUGCUUAUGUGGCUGUUCCUGCCGCCAGCCCAUCCUCCCCAGGGCCAGCUGGGAGGCCGGCAGGGGCCAUGCUCUACCACUCCUGGGUCUCCGAAAUCACUGAAAUUGGGGCUUUCUGAGCUGGCCCCCACCCCCACCCCUAGGAGUGAGGAAGGUUCUUUUUCCAGGAGCUCUAAAAGUGGCACUGCCUUUUCUACUUUGC